AUGUCUUUGGAAGAUAAGUUCUCGAAAUUGUUUGUUAGUGCGCAGCCAGAUGCGUUGGCUGUCAAAUCGCUGGUGUUCAAGCCAAAAACUGCGAAGUCCGCUACGCCAGUGCCCAUCGUUGUAGUCGCUUUACAGAGCACAUCGACUGCAUCUGCCUUAAUUGCCAGCGCCAGCGGUACCAAGGAGCCUCGUUUGGCCCGUGAUGAGCUUUUCGCUUCGCACUUUCAGUGUGCGUCAGGUAAGGACUUUCACCUUGGCCACUUGUUGAAUGCCACUUCUGAAUUCAAGCUGCUCGUUGAUAACGUCUUGACUGAAGUUGAGGACUCCCAGAUUCUUCAGUUGACUGAAGAGAAGUUCAUCGCGAAAUCGGAGCUCGUUGGGUUUUUGGAGCAGUUCACACCUCAGGUGGUCGACUUUUCCCAAGAAGCACCAAAAAAAGAUGACUCCAAAAAGCCAGCAGGAAAGCCUGUCGCCAGCGGCCAGGGAAAGUCUGCUGCUUUGGAGGAUGCAAAACUAAUUGGUAUCACAGUCGACAAGAAAAUGGACUUCUCCGGCUGGUACCAACAGGUUCUCACGAAGGGUGAGAUGCUUGACUACUACGACGUUUCGGGCUGCUAUAUUCUAAGACCACCUUCUUACGCCAUUUGGGAGGUGAUUCAGAAAUGGUUCGACAAUAAGAUCAAAGCUAUUGGUGUCGAAAAUGCUUAUUUCCCCAUGUUCGUGUCCUCGCGCGUUUUAGAGAAGGAGAAAGACCACGUCGAGGGUUUUGCUCCAGAGGUUGCCUGGGUGACAAGAGCAGGCUCUUCGGAGUUGGAAGAGCCUAUUGCCAUUAGACCUACUUCUGAAACUGUGAUGUACCCAUACUACGCUAAAUGGAUUCAGUCCUACAGAGACUUGCCCAUAAAGCUUAAUCAAUGGAACUCUGUUGUCAGAUGGGAAUUCAAACAUCCACAACCCUUUUUGAGAACCAGAGAGUUUUUGUGGCAGGAGGGUCACACAGCACAUUUGACUAAAGAAGAUGCUGAAGAAGAAGUUUUACAGAUUUUGGACUUCUACGCUGGUGUUUAUGAGGAACUACUGGCUGUUCCUGUUGUCAAGGGUAGAAAAACGGAGAAAGAAAAGUUUGCGGGAGGUGAUUUCACAACCACCUGUGAAGGUUACAUUCCCCAGACUGGCCGUGGUAUUCAAGGUGCCACUUCUCAUCACUUGGGUCAGAACUUCUCGAAAAUGUUCAACAUCAGUGUGGAAAAUCCACUAGGCCCAGAGCAUCCAAAAGUUUACGCCUACCAGAACUCCUGGGGUUUGAGUACUCGUGUGAUAGGUGUCAUGGUCAUGAUCCACUCAGACAACAAAGGUUUGGUGUUGCCUCCAAGGGUUGCUCAGAAACAAUGUGUUGUUUUGCCCGUAGGUAUAAAUGCUAAGACCUCUGACGAAGAGAGAGCUGCUAUCCACCAGAAGGCUAAGGAAAUCGAACAGCAGCUACGCUCUGCCAACAUUAGAGCCUUUGGUGACUACAACGAUAACUACACCCCCGGCUGGAAAUUCGCACAAUACGAGUUGAAGGGUAUUCCUCUACGUUUAGAAUUUGGUCCAAAGGAUAUGACUAACGAACAAAUCUCAGUUGUUCGCAGAAACGACAAUAGGAAAUACACUGUCAAGUUGGAUGAUUUGACAACUCGCAUUCCUCAGAUUUUGGAAGAAAUGCAGAAUGACUUGUACCUCAGAGCCAAGGAACUUUUCGACUCUCACAGAGUGAUUGUCGAAGACUGGAAGGAUUUUGUUCCUGCUCUGAACAAGAAGAAUAUCAUCUUGGCUCCAUGGUGUGGUGUCAUGGAGUGUGAGGAAGACAUCAAAGACUCCUCUGCCAAGAAGGACGACGGUGAAGAGUUUGAGGCUGACGAAAAGGCCCCAAGUAUGGGUGCUAAAUCGCUGUGUAUUCCAUUCAAGCAGCCAGAGUUGAAGACGGGCCAAAAGUGUAUCAGAUGUGAGAGAAAAGCGCUUCACUACACCAUGUUUGGCCGUUCGUACUGA
Molecule: messenger RNA, 2031 nt
Organism: Lachancea sp. 'fantastica'
Lineage: Eukaryota; Fungi; Ascomycota; Saccharomycetes; Saccharomycetales; Saccharomycetaceae
Source: the annotation of a GenBank genome assembly